AUGUACACGUCUGGGGUCGACAUGUGGUCGCUGGGGUGCAUCCUCGGCGAGCUACUCGGCGGCAAGCCGCUGUUCCCGGGUUCGUCGACGAUGAACCAGCUGACGAAGAUUGUGGAGGUCAUCGGACGGCCGACGCAGGAGGACCUCGACGCCAUCGACUCGCCAUUUGCGCGGACGAUGCUUGACCGGCUCCCGCCUGUGCCACAGAAGACACUGGCGGACAUCUUUCCGCGUGCGCCGUACGAGGCGCUCGAUCUCAUGCGGCGGCUGCUGCAGUUCAACCCCAACGCGCGCAUUUCUGCCGAGAACGCACUCAAGCACCCGUACGUGGCCGGCUUCCACAACGAGGCCGACGAGCCGACGCUCGAUCACAACAUCGUUAUUCCCAUCGACGACAACACCAAGUACUCGAUCCAGGAGUACCGCGACAAGCUGUACAAGGAGAUCACCAAGGCCAAGAAGCGAACGGCCGGCUCGUCGUCGUCACGGCCGGACGGAGCGUCGGCGUCGUCGUCGUCGUCGCGCCACAAGUCGUCGCGCCACAAGGGUAAGGAGAAGGCCAAGGACAAGGAUAAGGCCAAGGACAAGGACAAGUCCAAGUCCAAGGACAAGUCCAAGUCCAAGGACAAGGACAAAGACAAGUCGCGUCGGCGCGACACCCACGACGCCCCGCCGCCCUCGACCGAUGACAAGCGCAAGCGUCGCAAGUCCAAAGGCAAGUAG
This is a messenger RNA of Thecamonas trahens ATCC 50062, 723 nucleotides long. RefSeq names its product mitogen-activated protein kinase 2. Bases 1 to 723 code for a protein of 240 amino acids. The transcript has a single exon. Gene Ontology annotation, molecular function: ATP binding; protein serine/threonine kinase activity. NCBI's taxonomy places the organism in Eukaryota, Apusomonadida, Apusomonadidae. The record is from RefSeq and is a predicted model, not a curated record. Gene Ontology annotation, cellular component: nucleus; cytoplasm. Gene Ontology annotation, biological process: intracellular signal transduction; protein phosphorylation.